Molecule: messenger RNA, 1398 nt
Organism: Aspergillus nidulans FGSC A4
Lineage: Eukaryota; Fungi; Ascomycota; Eurotiomycetes; Eurotiales; Aspergillaceae
Exons: 1
Coding region: 1-1398 (465 amino acids)
Source: RefSeq, a predicted model, not a curated record
AUGUCCUUCCAAGACCUCCUAGGCCAGCUCCCUUUGCUGAAGAGCUAUACCCAUAUCCUCCUCGUCUUUCCCCUGGUAAACUCCCAGCGCCAGCCAGUCCUUGAGGCUCUCCAAUGCUCUAUCAGACGCCUACUGGCCACGUUCCCCUUUCUGUCUGGGGCUGUGGUCCACCAGGUUCCCCAUCCCGGUCACUCGGGUACAUUCAGUGUUGUUCUCCCUGAAGGUGAUUCUUCAGACAGAGUCCAACAAAUACUACACGUCAAAGACCUCUCUUCUAUCCUACCAGACUAUGCAACCCUCAACGCCGCUAAGGCACCCCCGGCCAUGCUUCCAGGUCCCCUGGUGGCACCAUCCCGCCCUGCGUUUCCACGGGUCUAUGAAGAGUCUUCUGCACCGGUGUUGGAGAUCCAGGCCUCUCUGAUCAACGACGGGCUUCUUCUUACGCUUGCCGCACAGCACAAUAUCGUAGAUGCUACGGGGAUCUUCUAUAUUGCCCAUCUGCUGUCGAGGUUUAUGUAUGAUCCAACGGCCAGCAUACCAGACGCUGAAGUUGCAAUGGGCAAUAUCGACAGGAGAAAUCUUAUCCCUCUUCUUCCAGAGAAUCAGGUCCUCCCGGAAGAGAUGGGUAUCUUUACGAUGGAUCGGCCGCCCCCGUUAACCCGGGAGAUCCUGGACGAGUAUAAAUGGACCCUGGUGCAUUUCUCCCCAGCCGCGGUACGAGAGAUGCAUGACGAAGCGAUGAGCCAACCAAACGAUUUCAUUGACGGCGUCAGCAGCGUCUCGGUUAAUGACGCCCUGACAGCGUUCUGCUGGCGGAGACUCUCUAUAAUCCGCGCAGAGCACAGCCAUACAAGAGGAGAAGGAGCAACGACUCAACUGACCCGUGCCGCAGAUCUCCGCAGAGCCAUGGGCCUAAAUCCAGGGUAUGCAUACAUGGGCCACAUGGUCCGCACCUCGAACCUGCGUCUCCCGCUGUCGACGCUCGUUUGCCCACGCACAUCCCUCUCGCACAUUUCCUCUCUCCUCCGCAAAUGUCUGAGAGAGCACACAGAGCCGCAGGCAAUCUCUGCCUACGCGACUCUUCUCUUUCGGACAGAAGAUAAAUCUAGGAUCCUCUAUGCGGCAGAGUUCAAUCCCCUUACGGACCUAAGUGUCAGCUCCGUUGCGCAUGUGGAUGUGCCCAGCUUUGGGACGGUUCUGGGUAAACCAAGAUUUGUAAGGAGGCCGACAUUCGGACCGUUGCCUGGGGGUAUGUACCUUGGCCCUAGUAUGGGGUCAGAGGGAGAAGAAGCUAGUGGUGAUGGAGGGCUGGAUGCGGUCAUCUGCCUGAGGGGAUGGGAGGUGGAAGGGUUAGCUAAGGAUCCGGAGUGGAAGAAGAAGGUGGUUGUCUGGGAGUAG